Suillus paluster is the source of this 4607-nucleotide messenger RNA. RefSeq lists its product as uncharacterized. Lineage: Eukaryota; Fungi; Basidiomycota; Agaricomycetes; Boletales; Suillaceae. The record is from RefSeq and is a predicted model, not a curated record. The transcript is spliced from 10 exons. Gene Ontology annotation, cellular component: P-body. The coding region runs from base 126 to 4289 and encodes 1387 amino acids. Gene Ontology annotation, molecular function: protein binding. Gene Ontology annotation, biological process: deadenylation-independent decapping of nuclear-transcribed mRNA.
CAAGUAGCCUCGUGCCUUCCUCGUGUGUUCAACGAGGCCAAGUCAGUUUUUUUUGUUGAACGACUCUUGAAUUCCUCGUUCUCUCCAGGUUGCGGUAUAUACAGCUUGCUGAUAGUAUAAUCAAGAUGGACUCUAGACAAAGCAAUCUUCAUGACAAGCUUUUCUCAAGGGGAAGCGCCACACCUCCACCUUCCUCUCAACCAUUCCCGAUAACUCAGUCUACUAGUUCUACUACUACUACACCUCCAACUACUACCCACCUCGAUUCACUAUUUCAGUCCAUAACAACUCAGCAGAUUCCACACGGAAAUUCUGCACCAGCAACUCCUAGCAUGAUUGCUGAUGAUGACGCCUCGACCCACUCCGCUCCAGUAUCAACUACUCCUGCAGAUAGGCAAAGCGCUCUCCUAUCAUUGUUAUAUCCCGCUGCGACCUCUUUAACUGCUACUCGACCACUCCAACCGUCAUCAGGUCCUAUCAUGCCCCAGCAAGUCCCCUCUCCUCCUGCUUCGUCUAUAAGAUCAGGUCAAUCUCCUUCAAAUACCAGCGAAGCUCAAGGAAAGAUUCUCCUGGAACAGCUCAUGGGCACCGCUCCCCGCUCCAAUUUUUCGGAGCCUGCUCCAGCACCGAUUUCCACUUUGCCGCCUAUGUCUUCCCCGCAGUUCCAGUCCUCCAUGGGGGACAAGUUCCAGCCAUCCCAGUCCUCCAUGGCUGACAAGUACCAUCUCAACGAAGGUUCAUACAUGCCCCAAGAGCCGCCCAGGGAUUCGCCUCAGCACAAUCAACCUGUUCCCCAGCCUCAACAGCCCCAGCAGCAACCCCAGCAGCCCCCCUCUCCCCGCAAGUCCAUGUUUGAUUUCGUUUCUCCCUUUGAUGCUCUUGCCUCUACGUCCGCUGUCAAGAAGAAGCCCGUUCCUGCAGGUCCUGCUAGUGCAUCCAGCACAAACGAGGACUCCUGGACCUCGGCUUCCCUUGGGUCUCUCAACGACCCAAAGCGCAAGUCCGUCGAGAACCUUAUGGACCAGUUGACCAGGUCCCAACAGUCCUACCCCUCAGGGCAGACUUCAUCUCCUACGUACGACCCUUACAGCACCACGGACGAAUAUUCCCAGGUGGAAUCACAGCCGACUCCUCAGCAGCAACCGCUUCAUCCUCGUACUAUGCCCCCACCUCCUCCUCUUCCCCCCAAGCCUGGCCGUUCCGCGUCGCCUCCUAGGGGCUCUCCACCGAAGCCUGCUGCUCAGCAGCCGCGUCCCCACCCACGGCCUGUCGAGUCCCCUCUUGGUCAGGCUCCCAUGCCGCCUGCAAGGCGAGAGAAGGACGGUUCACCUGGUCCUCGUAACACUUGGAAGAAUGAGGGUAGAGGCAAGGGUGCUGCUAAAGGAAAGCCGCAGACAAGCCCAAGCUCGCAACCUCAAACUAUUGUAUUUGAUGUAUCACAGCCGCUGGACGACGUGCAGGCUCCUAGAGAUGCCGUGAAAUCUACCGCCAUUGCUUUGGUCAAGCAGGACUCUGUGUUCUUGCCUGGUACGACCAUUGGUGCUACCCAUUGGAUUGCGUAUGCCAUGACCAAGGGUCGCGUUCGUGUUAUCUCGCGGUCAAGCGGUGAUCGCACUCUUCUUCAGCUGCCCACGGUCUUUGCGCCUUCGACGUCGGUCAUCGACAUGGCUGUGUACGGUAACAGGCUGGCGGGCGUCACCUCUGACGGUGGCUUUGUGGUGUGGGAACUCCCCGAGGUUAUCACAGAUGAUGUGCCUGGGCGACUUUUGUUGUGUAUCGUUCCCAGCGCUGAUGCCGACCCUCUGCACUCCGUGAAAUGGCACCCGAAGCAACCUGAUACUCUGGCAGUUGCAUCUGAGACGAAAAUGUAUCUACUUGAUCUAGCGGACGCUGCGCGUACUUUCAGGGGAGAGCCUUUGCCGCAAGUUGAAUUGAAUCGUAUUUCCCAAGUAUUUUCCGUGCCAUCACGCCUGGUUGCGUUUGAUUUUGAUGUUCCUCAUUUUGCAUUGGCUACUAUCUCUGAGGACUCCACGCUCACUUUGUGGAACGUCCACGACAAGAUGCCCUUCUGGACCCAUCGUGUUCGCGGCGACGAUGUGCCGUCGUCUUUGACUUUCAUUGAUGAUGGAAUUGUCAUCGGGAGGAGGAAUGGCACCGUAUUCCAGCUCUUGUCCGUGAUCACCAAGAAUGUCCUUUCUACAUUCAGGUUCGUCAACGGGAACAAGGAAGACCCUGACAUGUUCGGUCACGUCAACUACGACUCCAGGAUCCAGACGCUCUGGGUUGCGAACAACCGUCGUGACAGUCUCAUCGCACUGCGCGUUGGGUUUGAUGUCUCAGGUUCUCCCUCGGGCGAACUCGUCCGUGGCGGCUUCUUUGAGCAGGUCGUAGAGUUUUCUGGCCCGAAGCCAACAAUUCAUUUCGUGAUUCUCUCGGCCGAUGCGGACCCUACCGGUGAUGAAGCACAUGCAGCUUGCGUUGCUGCUAAACUUCCCCCUGGAGACCUCGCUCUCGUCGCAUUUUCCGUGCACUCGACCGGUGUGGACCAGGUCCUUAUCCGGAAGGAGUGGUACGAUACUGCCGUGUUAAACGCUCUUGCCAAAUUCCCGCCUUACAUGCCUGCGGCCCCCGUGGAAGCAAAAGGCACUCGUCACAUGCCUCCCGCGCCCGUGUCAAUCAGCGGCCCUGCUCCUGUGACACAGCAGUCUGGCCCUAUCAUCGCACCAGGCAGGAGUAGGACACCUCCAUCUGAGGAGCUCGAGCCUGAUAUCGCCCGCGACGAGGUCCGUGCGCACGACACGAAAGGAAAGAACGUGAGAGGCAAGAACGUUGCAUUCAGGGAUCGAGACGCGGCCAAAGAGGCUGAGAAGGCGUUCAAGGGCGAUGCAGGCGCUAGCAGUGACACUGGUAUCGCCCUGGUUGUCACCAAGGAAAUCAAGAAGAGCGAAGAAAGUCUGCACACUCGUAUAGGACGGCUGAUUGGGAAGGAGAUGGAUAAGCAACACCAACGCCUCGAAGAAGCGCGCGCCCAUGAGCAGGCUGAGGAUUUUAAUCGUCAGGAGAAGAUUCUUAAGCUGAUCUCGACGGAGCUUACGAGGAAUACUACGAGGGUUGUGGAGAUGGCUGUCAAGGCUGAAGUGCAAACCUCGGUGUUACCUGCGCUGGAGCAAAUCACGAGGACUGAAGUUCGAGCUGCUCUUAAUGAGCAUGUCGGUCGGGGUCUGACUGAGUUCAUUCAGAACAGCCUUCCGAACGAGAUCGAGAAGCUCCUUUUGCGUCCUGACAUUUCGAACCAUUUCGCUAGCAUUCUCUCGACGAACUUGAACCCUCUCAUUGAGCGUUACAUCAAGGACUCUGUUACCAAGAACAUCAUUCCGACGUACUCCCAACAGACUUCUGCUAUGCACCAGGAUAUCCUUCGGGAGAUGCGGGCUGAGAUUUUGAACGUGAAGAAGGAUUCGAUGACGUGGCAGACUGAAGCUGCGCGGAGUCAGGAAUCCUUAAUCCGGGAACUCGAGCACUCCGUCAGGAUGUUGUCGGACCAAGUCAAGUUCUUAUCAUUGAACUCUGCCGCAAGCCAUCGUAUAACAAGCAGCAGUUCCCCCGCUCCCAGCAUUUCAGGCAUGAGCUCUAUGAGUCAGGGCAUGCAUCGCUCUCAGAACCUUCCUCCUGCAACAACGCAGGCCCCGGUGUAUGGCUCUCAGUCUCUUAGUUCGUUUGUCCAGCCACCACAGCCGUCGCAGAUGCAUGCUACGUGGUAUCCUUCUACGAUCGCCGCGCCGCAAGCGUCGCACCCUAUCGCGCCUCCUCAGCCGCCUCCGCCUCCCUCUCAGCGGUCUCCCCCUGCUCAGCAUGAUGCUUGGGAAGAUACUUAUAUGGCUGUUCUGGGUACGCAAGAUCCGAAGCAGCUUCGGGAGUUACUUGCUCGUUCCAGCCCUGAGGUUGUGAUGCCUAUGGAUAGGAAGGGCCCGUUGUCUAUGGCUGUCAUUUUGUCGAUCUUGCAUCGACUUGCCACUAUCAUCGCGGAGACGCCUCCUGUUGAUGAGGCUUUCAAGUCAUCUCUGUGGUGGAUGCAACGCACUGCUACAGUUUUGAAUGUUAAUGAACCUCUGAUUGCACCAUACGUCGCGCGGGUAUUGCCCAACGUGAAGGCAACGCUAAAUACUACCAAGCAGCGACUUGCGAUUCUCCCCGGUGGACCUCAAACGAUGGACGCGGCACGAACCAUCUCUGAAAUCCAAGAUAUUCUCAACCGCAAAACGGUGUCUGCUCCACAAGGCGGUCUCUGAGAGAACUGCCUUUUUUUGCAAAAGAGAAACGCGAUAUGAUGCGUGACAUUCCUUUGACUCGAUUUACUGGUUUCUCUGCCACGUCUGUUACGAAUACGAAUGCAAAUGCUUUUAGGCUCAUGAAAUUUCUUACGCAUGUUUCGUUUCUUGUUUUUUUGCUGACUGCUAGCGCUGAUUGUUCUCGAUGAUGGCAUACAUACUACCUAGUUAGUACCGUAGUUUGCGCGCUUGUUUUUGUGACUUGUAGUGCAGUGUUUUGAUCACAUGUCAUGAUAAUCAACUUGGAAAUAGUUCCUUGCUCAAGCGCUCAUCAUUGCA